AUGUUGCAUAUUCUAGAGAAGGAGCACGGCUCCCGCUAUCUUCUUGAUGCUAACGGAGUCGAUCCAUUCACACAGAGGCCGUUUUCAGACAUGAUGAAGGAUGCACACUCAAGAAAGCACGAUUAUUAUCUUGCAAGGGUACAGUGCAAAGGCACAGCAAACGAUGCAAAAGCACCAUACUAUUGCUAUGAUGCCAGGCAGCUUUGCAAGUAUGUCUUUGAAAUGGUCAUAUCCACGGAAGGAAGGCAGAUCAGAAUCAAAAACUUCCAGGAUCCUAUCAACAACGAGCAUAUCAACGAAAUCAGCUUCUUCCUGCUCAAGUACGACUCUGACACACCGCUACGUGCUGAGUAUGUGCGCGAUCACGAAAAGUUCCUCUGCAACAACAGCUUCCGCAGUAGGAUCUUCUACCAAAGUGGAGUUGCUGAAGAGCUGCCCGUCAACUUUCAGUUCACCCCAAAGGAAAUACCCAUCAUCAACAAACGAAGAUUCCUCUCCAUCCUCAUAAUGGUUGUUAUUCUUCUUGUGGUGGCAACAUUGCUCUUUGUGUUCACUGAGAAGGGUAGCGUGAAGCCUUAUCCAUUGCACCACUCCAUCAACGGAAAGCAUCGCAUCUAA
Messenger RNA from Ordospora pajunii, 618 nucleotides. RefSeq lists its product as uncharacterized. The transcript has a single exon. The record is from RefSeq and is a predicted model, not a curated record. NCBI's taxonomy places the organism in Eukaryota, Fungi, Microsporidia, Ordosporidae. Bases 1 to 618 code for a protein of 205 amino acids.